Cinara cedri is the source of this 4292-nucleotide messenger RNA. Lineage: Eukaryota; Metazoa; Arthropoda; Insecta; Hemiptera; Aphididae. The record is from the annotation of a GenBank genome assembly.
UGAUAUUAUGCUAAAAAAAAAGAAAAUGUAACUUCUCGGCUCUCGUCACAAAAUACUUAAAAAUGUCAAAUAUUUUAGUAUUAAAUUUAAUUAAUUAUUUAAUUUCCCAAAUUUAAACACACUUUGUAUUUAUGUUAAGUUUAAAAAACGUACUUCUUUUUAGCAAAUGUAAUAUGUGCACUCUGAAAUUUUGAUUGAAGGCCAUAGUAAUAGUGAAGAGGCCUAAAGUAAGUGAUAUAUUUUUUUUUGGAAAUAAAAUAUAAUAUUAUUUCAUGAAUGGAUUUAAAUUUGAUUUUUUCGCCAAAGACAUGGAUGUGGGUGAGUUGCAGCAUGAGAUAAAUCGGCUUACACGUGAGCUUGAUCAAGCUCAUACCGAAAAAGUCCAGUCAGCCACGUACGGUCUAAGUUUACUUGAAGAAAAGCAAUCAUUAACUAAACGUUAUGAAGACCUGGAAAAUUUAUAUGAAAAUGUUAGACAAGAAUUAGAAAUAACACAAGAGGUAAUUAUUUAUAUGUGUAUUGAAUAUUCUCUACGUAUAUUAUCUGUAUUAAUAUUUUUCAUACCUAGAACAUGUUUAAUUUAUAAUAGAUUUAUAUUGCAUAUUAUAUUUGAAGACUAUUGUUCGGAUCAAGGGUAAUUGCUAUGUAAACCAAACAAAGUUUUACACACUGCUUUUUUCCUUAUGUUUCUAAUUCAAUAUUUUGUACUAUUGGUCUUUGGCCUGAGUCACUAUUUAAAAUAAUCUACUCCUUUUUUACAUCAACUUAUAAUAGGUAAAUUUUAAAAAAAAUUGUUAUCACUGCGCUAAGCUAGGCCCUAGUUGUAAGUAGGAAGUUCAGAAGGUAGGAUAUAUAGGUUGAUUAUUUUAGUUUAUAUACUGUGUGAUAUAAAUCAUAUUUUUUUUAAAUAACUCAAUGAAGAAGAAUGUUUUUUGUUUAUUAAUAUCAUUAGUUAUUUUAGCUUACUAAAAUAAUUAUAAUAUUUUUUAAAUAUUAUAAAUUACUUGAAUUUCUCUGAGAAUUUAAGUUAUAACUUAUACACUAUGCAUGUUUAAAUAUAUUAUAUGUUAAAUCAAUUAAUUGACUUUAUCAUUUAGUUGAGAAUAAAUUAAUUUAUUAAGAAGAAAUAAUAUUUUAAGAUUGAGGGUGGAACACAUUUUAUACUUAGUUUACGUAUUAUAAUUUAUAUCUCGCAGUUUAAGUCUAGAAUUAUUCCAAAAAUUUGCUGUUUUGGUUUAUUUAAUGUAACUAAAUUAAUAAUACAUUUAUGGUUUUAAUUUUAGGCUUUGACAAAAUUUCAAACGUCUCAUAAAGUAACAACAAAAUCCGGUAUAGAACAAGAAGAAUCACUUUUAUAUGAAACUGCAGCUUUAGAAUCAUCUUUAAAUACUACAAUUAUAGAACUAGAAAAUGAUACUAAAUUGGUAUGUGUGUAAAAAAAGAAAUUUGUUUAAAAAAAUUAAUUUACUAAUGCAAUUUAACAUUUGAUAAUAGUUACGGCAAGAGCUGGAGCGUGUUCGCGUUGAACGGGAUAGAGCUAUUCAAGAAAAUAAUGAUUUAUUAAGGUCAGGUAAUGAAUCUAAUCAUGAAUGUAAACAGCUUCGUGCAGAGCUCCGUGAAGUAAAAUCUCGUGAGACACAUUUACUUUCUGACUAUUCAGAACUAGAAGAAGAAAAUAUUACUCUGCAAAAGCAAAUUGCUCAUUUAAAAUCUUCUCAGGUUAAUAUUACCAAGAAAAUUUAUUGUUGAAUAUAAUAGUUGUUUUAAACAUAGGAUUGUUAAUAGGUUGAGUUUGAAGGAGCAAAACAUGAAAUACGUAGACUGCAAGAAAAUGUUGAAUUGUUGUAUUUACAAGUUGAUGAAUUAGCUAAAUUGAAAAAAAUAGCUGAAAAACAAAUGGAAGAAGCUCUACAAUCGUUACAAGUAAGCUGAUUGUUUGAAAAUACACUGUUGUUAGGCAAUUAAUUAACAUACAUUUAUAACAGGGUGAACGUGAAGCUAAAUAUGCAUUAAAAAAAGAAUUGGAUCAACGUAUUAACAAUGAAUCAGUUUACAAUCUCAGUAAUUUAGCCUUUAGUAUAAGAGGUGUGUAUGUUAUGAUUUAAGUAAUGAAAAUAUGUUUUAAAGCAUUUUUAAUUUUUGAUUAUUUGUUAUAAGGUAUGGGUGGCGACCAAAAUAUUGGUAGUGAUGACGAAGACGAUUUACCACCUGUGUUACGUAAAUUCGAAAAUGAUAUUGGUUCAACUAUGGAAUUACCAGAGUGUGGAAAACAUGAUCUGUUUAGUGAAAUUCAUCUUAAUGAAUUGAAAAAGUUAGAAAAACAGUUAGAACAAGUAGAAAAUGAGAAGAGCUUACUGACCCAGAAUCUUAAAGAGUCACAAUCAGCAUCUGAUAAAUGUAAAUCAGAUUUAGAAAACUUAGCAGUUCGUAUAUAUAAACUCGGAUCGCAAAUAAGAGCUUUGGAGCAUCUUGGCACCCAAACAAGUCUUAAAGUUGUACCUGAAAAUGUAUAUAUUUUAACUUACAUUCAUUUUUGUAUUUAUUUAACAUUUUAACAUUUAAUUUUAUAUUUUUUUAUCAGCUGGAAGAUGGAAAAUCAAAUGAAUCUUUGGAAUAUUAUCAGCAAUGGUUUAAUUUAGCUUCUAAAGAAAUCGAUCAGUUACACAGCGAUUUAGAAGAACUUGAACGACAGUUAAAUUCAUCAGAUGAAACUUUAUCAUUGAGAGAUGAAUUAAUCGUGCUCAAAAAUAAAGUAUUUAUAUUGUUGUGCUCUUAUAUGUUUUAAUUUGAUGUAAUUUAAUUUUGUUACAACAUUUUAUAUAAUAUAAUUCUGUACAAUUAUUAUAGUUAAUAGAUAAAGAACAAAAAACAAUGGAACUCGAGUCAAAUGUUCGUCUAUUGGGCGAAUUAGCUACAGAUGCCAGUGCUUCUUUAGAUAAUGCACAAAAUGAUCUUGUUGUUAUUACUGAUGAAUUGGCUCAACUUGCCCACCAAAUAUCUGUGUUCAAUGGCAAAUCUAUAACAUUGAAUACUGGUAGGGUGGUGUAAAUUUUAAAAUUAGACAAAAAUAUUAUUAUAUUUUCAAUUUUUAUAGUUGUAAAACCUGUCAAAGAAACUGAAGAAAAUGAUCCUCGCCUCGAUGUGUUACGGACACGACUUAAGUCGGAUGUAUUCAUAAAAGAAUUGGAAAGUCUAACUGAAGCUUCAUUUGUGGCGAAAAGUUUGAGAAAUGUACUAAAUCAAAUUAAAUUGCUCAAGGAAUCUGUAAAUACAUCAAUAGAUAAUGCUAAAAUUGCUAAUCGAGAAAACACUGAUGGUAAUAACUAAUAAUCAUGAUAUUAGAGUUAUUCAUUGAUUAAUUUUAUUGAUUAAUUAUUUAAAUACAAUACUGUAGGUCAAAGAAAUCUGAUGAUGGAUAGUAAUGAUGAAUUGUCUGAUCUCCGUGAACAAGUUAUGAAAUUACAGUCACUGUUAGCUACAAAGAGAGAACAAAUAUCAUCGUUGCGCAUGGUUUUAAAAACAAACAAGAACACCGCAGAGGUGGCAUUGAACAAUUUAAAAUCUAAAUACGAUAAUGAGAAAAUGGUUGUUACAGAAACCAUGACUAAAUUACGUAAUGAAUUGCGUACACUCAAAGAAGAUGCUGCAACAUUUUCAAGUAAAUAUUUUUCAUAAUACAUAAUAUAAAAUAGCUCAUAUUACACACAUACUAUGUUUAUUAAUUGCUUUUUUACAGGUUUAAGAGCUAUGUUCGCUGCUCGCUGUGAAGAACAAGUAACUCACAUGGAUGAUUUACAGCGACAGUUAGCAGCUGCUGAAGAAGAAAAAAAGACUCUUAACCAAUUGUUACGAUUAUCUGUGCAACAGAAAUUGAUGGUCACUCAGCGCUUGGAAGAAAUUGAAAUGGACCGAGAAAUGAAGAAUGUACGGAGGUCAAUGGGUACACCUAAUUCUUCCACACCUUCGAAAACUUCAAAAAGGUACAAUCAGUCUCAACGCCGUGACUGGUAAGACAUGUUGUUUGUUCUUUUGUUUGAAAAAAAAACAACAACAGCUAACAUCAUUUGUGUACCUCUUCCUCAGUGUUGAGGUUGAUUUAAAUGUGUAAACCGUCCUCAAUACAGUUUUUAUUUUUAAACUAAGUCUUGACAUUGCAUAUUGAGUCCCUUUAACCGUGGUUUCAAUAUCCGUCCUGUUUUUGAACAUCCGGUUGUUAAUAUUAUGCAUUGAAUUGCCGUCCUUUUGGUUCUUUAGUAACCUUUGUUUAAUUUUUUAAUAUUUUCUUUAAUAUU